Arabidopsis arenosa is the source of this 2111-nucleotide messenger RNA. Lineage: Eukaryota; Viridiplantae; Streptophyta; Magnoliopsida; Brassicales; Brassicaceae. The record is from the annotation of a GenBank genome assembly.
AAUUUGUGUUUUUUAUUACCAAAUCGUAACGGAAGUGUUCAAAGUUCCGAUCUUUGGAUCCGGGCAAAUCUCUAUCUUUUGUGGGUUGUUUCAAUGGCGGAUCAUCAAGAAGACGAAGAUUUGAAAUUGGCUCUUAAGAUGAGUAUGCAAUACAAUCCUCCUGAGCCAAAACGGAGCAAACCCAUUGAAGAAGAAACUGGAUCCGGAUCUCAAUCUGGUGGUGAAUCACCGGAGGCGAAAUCUCGGCGGUUGCAGCGAGAGCUUAUGGCUGCUGCUGCUGAGAAACGUAUGGUUUUGUUUCCUACGAGUCCUUCUCCGGUGAACAAAGCUAGGGUUUUGCCAAUUAGGGUUGUUGGUGAUAAGGAUGAUGAAGUUGUUGUGAAGAGUGUGGAGUCUGAUUUGGGGAAGGAGUUAUCGGUGGAAGAGUCUGAUCAGUUGUUUUCAAUGGUGUUUGGGAAUGAGGUUUCGAAAAGUGUACUUGCUCAAUGGACUAAUCAGGGCAUAAGGUUUAGCCCUGAUCCUGAAACUACUAUAGGAUUAGUGCAGCAUGAAGGUGGGCCCUGCGGUGUUUUAGCAGCACUACAAGCAUUUGUUCUUAAAUACCUUCUUUACUUUCCGGGUGACAGAGUAGCUUCCCCAAGUAUGGGUGUCUGGACAUUAUCUAAAGAUCGUCAUGUUGUAUCUGACUCCUUCUCUUCUGUAACCGAAGAAGCAAAAACAAGGGCCCUUGUUAGAAGCAUGUGUGAGAUUCUAUUUAUGUGUGGAAACAACAACCGCGCUGUAAUAGCAAGUUUCACUAAUUUUGAGGAUUCCAGUACUAAUCAGAAAGAUGAGGCAAUGGCUGGUGGGCUCCCCAUUGAAUCUGCUUCAGAUUUGCAGAAGAUCUUAAGGUUCGAGACAUUCACAACUCAAUCCAGUGCCCUAAAUAAGCUAGAAGGCACAAUAACUGCUUUCCAAAGUCGCAUGGGUGCUUUGCUGUUCCUAAUUUCUGCUUUACUCUCCCGUGGACUGGAUUCCGUUCAAGCCGACAGGGAUGAUCCAAACCUCCCCCUAGUCACUGCACCAUUUGGACAUGCCUCCCAGGAAAUUGUAAACCUGCUGUUGUGUGGAGAAGCGGUUCCUAAUGUGUUUGAUGGAAGGAUGGAUCUUGGAGGCGGCAUGUUUCUAAAAGGCAUAUCUAAGAAUGUGGAUGUGGGCUUCCUCACGUUGCUCGAGUCUCUCAAUUUCUGCAAAGUCGGUCAGAAUCUCAAGUGUCCCAAAUGGCCAAUAUGGGUUAUUGGCAGCGAGUCUCAUUACACCGUCCUGUUUGCACUCGACCCAUCCGUCCAAGAAGAAAACGUACUUGAGCUGAGAGAGUCUGAGAUAAGAAGAGCUUUCGAUGCAAGAGACGAAAGCGGAGGAGGAGGCUUCAUCAGCGUGGAGGCCUUUCACCAAGUUGUUCAGGAAACAAACAUCAGACUCCCAACAGAGAAGCUCAACGAUAUCUGCGCCACGGGUUUCAUCGUGUGGAGCGAGUUAUGGCAAGUGAUCUUGGAACUAGACCGAAAUUUGGGAGGGAUAAAGGAUUCAACAGGAAUGAUGGGAAAGAAAGUGUUUGAUAUUUAUCACUUCAACGGGAUUGCCAAAUCCGAUAUAAACGGUGGUGGUCAAGCAAUGGCUGUGGAAGGUGGGAUGGUUCCUGUGCAAAGGCCAAGGCUGACAAAACUAAACGUCGCUGUUCCUCCUAAAUGGACACCAGAAGAGUACAUGUCAUGUGCACUGCCGCCGAGCAGCUCUGAGAAAGACUCAGAAGUGAAUCAGCCUAAACCGGUACAGCAUGCACCAUUGGUGGAUUGUAUCAGAACUCGGUGGUCGCGUGCCGCUUGUAGCUGGUCUGGAGAUCCUCCAAGUAUUGUCUGAAGAAUGUUGUAUUAUGAGAAAGCUUGAGCGUUUAUUCUGGCUCAUUGGAUUCUAAAGCAAAAAAAACGGGAAACUGCUGAUUUGAUUUGGCGGUUAAGACGCGCGUCUGAACUUUCUUUGCGUUGUCCGUUUUUUUCAUGUUGUGUAUUGAUGUAGAAUUUUUGUUAUCUAUUAUUGAACAUUAUUGAGACAAAUGAAUAUUUCAAUUGUUG